This is a messenger RNA of Xyrichtys novacula (pearly razorfish), 16310 nucleotides long. NCBI's taxonomy places the organism in Eukaryota, Metazoa, Chordata, Actinopteri, Labriformes, Labridae. The record is from the annotation of a GenBank genome assembly.
GUAGGUAUCCAGCAAUUCGGCGCUGAAAAGGAAGACGCCAAGCGUUAGACAGGCGGUGCAGUGGCGGGGGGGACAGUUGUGUGAACAGAAACGGCGUCUUCGUUGUUACUCUGCUUUCGAGCACUGUGACAAAGACCAGAGUUUGAAAAAUGGCUGAUAAAGAUGGUAGGUUCGCUUACAGUACCAGGCGUAUCAAACCUCAGUCGUUUUCCUCGUGUGUCGCUUUGUGAGCUCACUACGGCGGCUCGACUGUGCCAUACGUGCUAGCACGACAGCUAACAUAUCCAGACGGGAAACUUGUAGGUUUAUUAGUCUUUUGGUCUAAAGACAAGCUUAUAUAAAGUCUUGAACCCUUUAAUUCUUUAUACACUCAGUGCUUCAAAUCUUAGUUAGCUGCUAAGUCAGAAGGUUGCUGUAGUGGACGGUUGUAACAGUUCUCAGUCAGGGAAACACAGUAGAUCAUUGAAAUACCCUCAGCACCUCAUUAUUAUGUUUCUUCACGCUUUAUCAUUCACCAAGUACCAUUACACGCCAUCAUUCACAGUUUGGGGGGGGCACUCUAGGGUCUGUCAAAAUAAAGACCAUCAGUACCAAGCUGGUUUUACUGGUUUACUGUGUGUAAACGAACACAGAAUGAAUUUAUGUAUACAAUCCCAAACUUGGUCCACCACCAUUUUAAGUAACACAAGGCUUUGUCUGCUCUGCUUCAGUGUAUGAUGAUGCCGUGGAGGAGAGGGUCAUCAAUGAAGAGUACAAGAUCUGGAAGAAGAACACACCUUUCCUGUACGACCUGGUGAUGACCCACGCGCUGGAGUGGCCCAGCCUCACAGUCCAGUGGCUUCCAGAUGUUAACAGGUACUUGAAAUCCUUCUAACACGCUUUUGAAAAUUUCUUAGGAACAAUGUCAGGUCUUGUUUUCAAGCCGAUUUUUCUUUUUCCAGAACCAGUCCGUCAAAGCAGAUCUGUUUAAAAAAUUGACAGUAUUAAGAUGGUUUUGAGCUCUUUGCCACCUGAAUACAUCUACAUACAGCUGCGUCUUGUUCAAAUUUACCAAUAUUAUACAGUCCAGGUCAUACUUUGAUAUACUUAAGUGCAAGUAUUCUACAAAUAAAUUCUAACCUUUGCAUUAUCACAAAGCUCUUGUACUUAUUUUGUGUAUUUUUACAUAUGAAACAGAGGUUAACAUGUUUAGUAGUUGAAUGAAUAGUCUGUUUUCUUUUUCUCUUACCGACCACUGUCUUUGGGCGCAGGUGACCUCUGACACUUUUAGGGAUGGGAAUUGACAAGAUUUUAUCGAUAUCAAUGCCAUUAUCGAUUCUGCGUAUCGAUUCAAUUCUUUAAUGAUUCCCUUAUCAAUGCCUUUCUUCGAUUGGGAAAAAAAAGUAGACUAUAGGUUUUAUGGUCACGUCACUAUUCAAGUCAUGUCACUACUUUGGAUCUUUGCAGGCCGGAGGGGAAGGACUACAGCGUUCACAGGCUGGCUCUAGGGACUCAUACAUCAGAUGAGCAGAACCAUCUCGUGAUUGCCAGCGUCCAAGUACCAAAUGACGACGCGCAAUUCGAUGCCUCGCACUAUGACAGCGAGAAAGGAGGUAAAUACACCCUGUCUGAAUGUGAAGUACCUGAAAGUUUGCUUGUUAGCACUGUAAAGACGUCUGUAAGGUCAGGAGGGUUAAAAAAAUGAAAUGUAUGUAGAUAAUGAGCUGUAUUAAACGAGAUAAAAGAGGCGGGUAUCAACCGCAGUCUGUGUCGGAGACUAGUCUAGUAUUUGAUCAGACAUUUAUGGUGAGGGCAUUGAUUUAUCAAAGUAGGACUCAUGCUGACACUGUUUAUUCUCUCUUCCAGCAGGUAUGUUAAUGAGCGCCACUGUGACUAUAAGAGUACCAAAGGAUCACGUCUUCUAUGUUGUACUGUCUGAGGUAGUUUGUAUAUGCUAGUGUGGCAGCUGAACAAUUCCAAGGUACAGUUCUUGUACAAACCUCAUUACACACAAAACCCGUCAAGUAAAUGCAUCAUGAGAGAGAGUACACGUUUUAGUGUUUUAAAUGUUGGUUUGAGACUUCCUCCUCUGUCAGAAACUCUCUCCUUUCAGCCAUUUAAACAAAUUUCAUUACAAAUUUAGCUGAAUUGCACUAGUUGUUGAAGUCAAGUAACAGAAAAGAGAAGAGAGACAGAUAUUCAAGCAAGAAUCAACAUUCAGGACUGAUCCAGUGAUCCUACCUGCUGAUUAUAUUAUGUGUUGGAUGACAGUUGAACAGAGAAAUGAAUCACACACAUAUAUAUAUAUAUGCAAUAACAUGCAAUAACAUUUAGUUAAAAAAAAGCUCCCUGUUAAAGUGAAGCAGGGUCAAAGCUACAGAAGCCAGUCUGGAUGAACCACAGUCUUGAUGUAAUUUCUCGUCAGAGUUUGGUGGAUUUGGUUCGGUUAGUGGGAAAAUCGAAAUUGAGAUCAAGAUCAACCACGAGGGAGAGGUGAACCGAGCCCGCUACAUGCCCCAGAAUCCCUGCAUCAUCGCCACCAAGACUCCCACCUGUGAUGUGCUGGUCUUUGACUACACUAAGCACCCUUCCAAACCAGGUUGGACCAUCACUGUGCUUGUUUACUUUGAAAUAAAUACAUCCAAAUGUUGCUGUUCAUGACUCACAUCGCAAGGGUUGUAAACAGGCUUUAUUCGUGUGUUUCAGAUCCCAGUGGGGAGUGUCAUCCUGAUUUGAGGCUGAAAGGCCAUCAGAAGGAGGGUUAUGGCCUUUCUUGGAACUCCAACCUUAGUGGAAAUCUCCUCAGUGCCUCAGAUGACCACGUAAGUGACUGAUGAAGUGACCACUGUUAUGAGCAGAGCACUUUCCAGCAUUUAACAAGUUGCAGUGGCGAGGUAGCACCUCCUUUUAAACAGGCAGAAACCAUGAGCAGAACCAGACUCAUCUUGAACAGCCAUCAAAUACAACCAAGUCAGAGUUUGAAGGGAGAUGGGGGGAGGUGCAAAAAAGAGAAAGAGGGUCAGCAACAAAUUAAAAAAACGGGGUGCUGCAAUUUAUCAGAUUUACUCAUAUACAUAUAUAUAUAUAUAUAUAUAUAUAUAUAUAUAUAUAUAUAUGCAAUGCCCCUCUUACUGCGGACAACACACUCCCCUACUCAUCCAGAAAACUGCUGUAUGUGUGUCUGUUUUUGUAUCAAGAGAGGGGGCACAGAGAGAAAAAAACAAGACCCUAUACAAGCUCAGCAGCACUCCCAGAGGCUCCCCCACAAGUUACCAGUGAUCUCUUGUGAUAGGAGUUUGCACUUCCACUUUAAAUUCAGAUUGAUAUGUCCGUCCCAUGUUCCUCUAAUUGGCUUUACACAACACUAGAUGAUGAUUAAAACUUUCUUGGCCACUGUGGUGAAGGCUGCUCUUUCUCUCACACACGUUUUUCACUCAAAUGGAAAAAUCCAACAAAAGUGAUGAUCUGAAUCAUCACAAGGGUGGUAUUUUAUGGAUUUAAGGGUAAAAUAUAAUGUUGAAAAUAUACGGUAUUGUAUUAUAUUGUAUUGUAAUACAACAAAAAAACUCUGUGAAGAAAGACGUGGAAGAAAAAAACUGUGUUUUCCAGCUCAUCACCAGUCAGUUAUAAUGUGUCCCCCCUUUACUGGGUUUUCCUCCUCAGACCAUCUGUCUAUGGGAUAUCGGCUCUGGCCCAAAGGAAGCGAAGGUUUUGGAUGCCAAGACCAUCUUCACAGGCCACACAGCAGUGGUGGAGGAUGUUUCCUGGCAUUUGCUCCAUGAAUCCCUUUUUGGCUCAGUGGCUGAUGACCAGAAACUCAUGAUGUAAGUACUUCAUACAAACGAACGGGCAUGCUGUCGCCUGAUAUUGUGAAUGUGGAGAGUGGAUUUGUCAGGUUAGUGAUGAACACCUUUUUGUUUUUCUUUUUAAAAAUGUUCUCCCUGCUGUGUCUGCCUCCUCCAGAUGGGACACUCGGUCCAACAACACAUCCAAAGCUAGUCACUCAGUAGACGCUCACACUGCUGAGGUCAACUGCCUGAGCUUCAACCCUUACAGCGAGUUCAUUCUGGCCACUGGUUCAGCUGAUAAGGUAGACAACAAACAAACAUACAUGUUCAAGUGUAAAAUGAUCAAGCGUAUCAAACAGGAGAUACCUAAGUGUGUUUGGUUUCCUCUCAGACUGUUGCAUUGUGGGACCUAAGGAACCUCAAACUGAAGCUCCACUCCUUUGAGUCCCACAAAGAUGAAAUUUUCCAGGUAAGACUCUAAAGUUGUGUUCAAGUGAUGUUGACUUAACAGUGAAAACUUAACAGGAGUGCCUUCACACUCAGAUGUAGUUAGUCUGAGGAGCUCCUGGAGGAGGGAUGAACGGAGACAGUUUCCUGUUUAAAAAUGGACACAGCUGAUUAGACUUUUUUACAUUUGAUCCAUGUUGCUGUUGCUGUGUUACCGUUUGUUUACUGACCAACUGUCUGCUUGAACAGGUUCAAUGGUCUCCUCACAAUGAGACAAUUCUGGCUUCCAGCGGCACUGACCGACGUCUCAAUGUCUGGGAUCUCAGGUAAAACUUCCCCCCCUUACCUCUAUAAACAAGUGCAUUAUAGUGAAUUAGACCUCCCAUCAGUGUGGCACGGAGACAGCCAGCUUGUUGUUGUAAGUCCAGAUUGCUUAGAUGGCAGCCUUCAGUCCGUUUUGGGUGUUCCUCAAUUUUCCUCCUAACAAAUAUUGCACAGAUUCUCUGUGGAGGUCAGGUGAGGCAAGGUAGCUGGCCUAUCAGGAAGAUCAUGGUCAGUAAACCUUUUGGGAGUAGUUUUGGUGCUGUGGGUGGGUGCUAAGUCCUUCUGAAGCUUCUGAUGAGAGCAUGAAGGUCUCUAAAAUCUGGUAGACUUUAGGCUCUGGUAGACGCUGUCUCUUGUUCAGGAGUUCUUGUUGCAGGGGUCUCUCCGUGGUGGCUCUUUAUGCUUUGACUCCAGCCCUUGUGAAGCUCCUCGAAGUUCCUGGGGCUGCAUUGUUUGUCAGUCCUCUCAAGGCUGCUCUCAUCUAUGUUGCUCGGUCAACUUUCCAAGAAUCUGCUUCCAUAAAGCGCACUGAAUGGCCAGCCUUUGUUUAAAGCUGACUACACCAAUCCAGAUUUGUGUUUCCUUUUAUUUUCCAGUAAAAUCGGCGAGGAGCAGUCGGCAGAAGAUGCUGAGGAUGGUCCACCAGAGCUGCUUGUAAGUUCACUGUCAUACUUAAUUUAUUAUGAGAUGUUGAGUUAUGAUAGCAGCCAUAAAACUUGACCAUCUUUGUAGGUUCUCAAUUGCUCAGGUCAGGGCUGAAGGGCAACUGGACUUGCUUGAGGUUCUUGAAGAGGCGAAACGUCUUCAAGAACCUCAGGCAAGUCCAGUUGUCCUGAAAGUGUUUCAAAUCUCUUUCUCAGUUCAUCCAUGGUGGUCACACAGCCAAGAUCUCUGACUUCUCCUGGAAUCCCAAUGAACCCUGGGUCAUCUGCUCAGUGUCGGAGGACAACAUCAUGCAAGUUUGGCAGAUGGUAAAUAGAGCUAAAGUUGCUUUGUAGUAACUUCAAGAGAAGAUAUUUUAGUACAGGUGCAUUGAUGUUUUGUCCUGUCGCCCAAUUUUCUCUCACAGGCUGAGAAUAUCUACAACGACGAAGAGCCGGACAACACGCCCGCAUCUGAGCUGGAGGCACAGGGAUCCUAACCCUGCUGUCAGUAGCCUUCCUCUCCUCCCUGAGCUCCAGACCCCAGCCCAGCCUAUCGUUACCCUCACUGGCUUAUGGAGUGCAAAUGACACGUCUGCUCUGUGCUUGAAUGAACUGUAUGGAGAGUUCCAGACAGCAUGGACGCCGCUCUUCCUGCUUACACUUAGAUAUGUCCCAGAUACACACAGGAACAGUCUGAAAAAAGGUUCUAGAUGUUGAGGUUGUCCUGUCUCUUUUGUUUCGAAGGACCUUCGACACCUAAAGCAAUUAACCUGAGUGUGUGUGAAAGUCAAUGUAAGGUCUCAUUCUGAGCAGUUCUCAAAGGGCUAACGCAGGUCAAGGUUUUACGUCGAAGCUUGACUUGGAAGUAUCUAGAAAACCACUUAAAGGCUGCAAGUAUGAAAGGAAACCCAAACCAUGAGAAAUUAUGAACAAUGGCGUUGAAAUGACUUGUAGUGAAUCAAGUCUAGGCCUGUAGUACAAAUGAUGUUCAUGUCCUGGAAGCCUCUUUUUCGAGCCAUGUUUCCACCUGUUGAGCACUUGUGUCUGCUAUUUUUGUUACCUAGUGUUGUAUUUUGCUGAUAUUCAUAAAGACACAUUCCCUGCUGUUUUAUCUUGUUCACACGGUACUCGUCAGUGAGUGUUCAGCUGGAGUGAAAAGUGGGGGAGUAAAUGAGUGUAGUUGAGGGAAAACUUUUUUCCACUUGUGUGCUCUGUGAAGAAGUUGAGCUGUCUCGUUUUCUUUGACUAAAAUUGCAAUAAAACUUUUUUAACUUUUGGAAAAAGCUUCUUUUAUCCAAGUUUGUCUUUUCUAUGAACGCUCCAACAGCCUCCCAUGAUUGAGGGCUUGCUAAACUCUCAUUGGUUCACAUCUGGAAAAAAAUGCUGCAAACUACGAGUGACGCCUCCAGCACAGAAAAUGACACCAGACCUGAUGAUUUAGUGGAAUGAGGAAAUGUACCACAGUUUUGCAAAUUCUACAAAGUGUUUAUUGAAAAGCAAGACAGGACUUUUAAGAACAUUGUACAAUCAAAGAGGGGAUGUGGGCUCAUCUGUUUUUUUUAGUAAAAAAUAAAGCUCUCCAAAGCUAUGGUGACUCAUGCGUCUUCUUUCACAGUUAGUCUCUCCUGCAGAGGUAGAUUCUGACUUUACCUGAGAGUCAGUCUGGGCCAAAGAAAGAGGAACAGAUGCUGAAAAGUCUCCCCUUAGUGGGCGUGACCAGACUUGUCCUCUACUCUAAGAAAAUCAUGCACACAGCACUUGACCCUGUUCGUGUUCCCAUCAGCUUCGUUUCUGAAUCCUUUUAAUGUGAACAUGACGGGAGAAGUUUAGAGCAGAAGUCGCUGAUCGAAUCGGACUGUACCAUCAGUCACUGACGGCCUUUCUUAGCUGCUAAGUGUACAACUGAAAAAGAAAAGCUGGAAGUAUUACCUGUAUGAUUCUGGCAGACUUUACCCUAUUACUGCAUUCAAAAGAAAGGCUACGAGCUGGUGAGCCCAAAGGUAGACUGCUGCAGGAACAUGCUCCUUCACUACGCUUUGGUGAGCUGUGUACAAUCUCAGAGGGGGAGAAAGAAAGCGACACAAUGGUCUUGGAUCAAUCAAGUUAAACUAGGAUUCCCAAAAAGAGGGCAGAGACAACAAUUUAGGGAGACUGGCGUAAAAAAUCAUGUGCAGUCCUCAUGGUAUCUGGCCUUUAAAAGUGAUAUUCAGGCGUAAAUUUAUGUUGUGGUCAAACACACUGAAACAUCAAGUUAGACAACCCCUUGAAAGAUGAAUGUUGCCGACCACUUGCUUCUCUAGUUAUACUAACUCUAGUAACGACCGCACGAUAGCAAUACACAGCGGGUUAUGUCUUCACUCACAAACCUCAACCAAAAAGCCACUUUAUAGCCACAAAUAAUGCUCAGAACAGCACCUAACUUCAUCAACAGUAAAUAUAGGGUCCCAGCCAUAGUACUAGCCUUCAAACAUCUUUUUAGCUGCGAAACUCCACUGCACUCUGUGAUCUUGUCAGGGCUCCCCCACAAACAAGCGGCUGCUGGAAGAGAGUAGGUGAGUUGCGUUUAGGUUUUUGCUAAAGAAAUAAAGCAAAGCUAAAAACACGUUUGGUGGCUAGUACUAUGGCUAGGACCCUAUAUGUACUGUUGAUGAAGUUAGGUGCAUUUGUGGCUAUAGAGUGGCAUUUUGGUUGAGGUUUGUUUAUGGCUCCUCAGACUGCUGUGUAUUGCUAUUGUGUGGUCGUUACUAAAGUUGGUAUAACUAGCGAAGCAAGUGGUUGGCAACAUUCAUCUCUCGAGGCCUGGUUGUCUAACUCGAUGUUACGGUGUGUUUGACCGUAACCUAAGUUUACACCGGAAUAUCCCUUUAGCAGGCCAACAAAAGAACCUAUUAAAGUGCCCAAAGAGAAAAGCUCAGUGACAAUGGAAAGUACAGAGAAGAUGGGAGUGUUCAAGUCUAAUGUAAGAGGGGAAUCACAGGAUGGGGUCAAAACAAUAUCAAAACGCCGAUCACAUUCAUUUUUCUUUGUGUCUUUAAGACAGGUUUGGGUCAGUGGUUCUAAUCUACUCAAAUGGUCUGACCUGGAAAUCGGAGUCGUUGGGACAUUUUGCACUUGUGUGGUGACGCAUGGUGGAAUUGACGAGUACUGGAGCUCUCAAUAGGCUUAGAGCAGAUCAAAGAGGACUGUCGCCAUUUUGUAGUCAAACUUGUGAAUGAGUUUUUGGUCUGCGUGAUCUGGAUUCUUGGAUUGGCUUUUGUCCUCAGCACUGAGUCCUGAAUAUACCAAAGGCUUCUUGAUGAUCUUGAGUUUGCAGGUAGUUUUACCACCUUGAUGGACAGGUACUGUGGCUCACCAACUCUCUGACUACGCUUCACACUAACACUGACUUCUUCAUGUCCACAUGUUGAUUAAUAUUGCUGUGACGCUUUCAAAAGCUUCAACUUGGUCAACAUAUAGCAUGAUGUGAUGAGAAAAAAAUGCCCUCAAUGUGAAAUGAGCCCAAGAACGAAUUUGCAGAUGCUCUACAAAACAUCUCUUUCCUUUUCCAGCUCUCCACGUGCAAUUCUGACUCCAAGGCUAGAAUAAUGUCAAAGUGGCCUGUGGCAGUAUCCAUGUGAUACACCUCUCUGUGGAUUUCAUCCAACCAGAACUUUGUUGAGGACAAGACGACAGGGGAACAGAGCAUGAGAGAGAGACAAUGAAAGGCUAAUUCCCUUAUGAAAAUACAGUCAUAGUAGAAAACAAAGAGUAAAACUGCUCACCAUAAAGCCAAUUUUAACAACCAAUGUAAAUAUGGGCAAAGUUUAACAAGAGACUCUUUGAUACAGUCGUUACAUUCUUCUUUACCUAUCGCACAAAAACAGAAGGGUUGGGGGUUAAAUGGAAAGACCUGGAGAGACCAGUCUAAAAUUAAAAAAGAAACAAAGAAAGAAAGAAAUCUCUACCUCCAUCAAAGACAACUUUUCUGCUGUUAUGGAACUAGGCUGGAGGUGUGUGGAGCUUCACACACCAACCGUCUCAGUCCUGCUGUGUGGGCGGUGUGUCUGCUGGCUGGCUGGUCGAUGUCGUCAUAGCAGUAGUGCUUUUGUCAGUAGCAGCUGGUGUUGGGUCUUGUUCAGGUGGUCUGGGAGACUGGUGGAUGUUCUCUGUCUCGGGCCCGCUGUCCUGUUCCAGAUCUUCCUCAUCUUCAUCCUCAUCUUCUUCAUCUGCCUCCCCUGUUGGAGGCUCCUGCAGCUGGGCUUCAGGAGCUGUGGUCCCUUUGUCUCCUUGCUCCUGGAGGAAGCUGAGACGGUUGUUCAGAUCGUUCCUCUCCUUCUGCAGGGCCCUGCACAGCCUCUCCAGCAGCUCCAGCUUCCCCUGCAGUGCCUUAAAGUGGCCGUCACGCAGGGUUUUCUAUGACAAGAGCCAACAUUUCAUCAAUCAAUCAAAGAGCAUCAUUGACAGAGCUUUGGCUCACAUGCAGUAGUCUUCAGACUGACCAUCAGAGAGAAACAGUUAAAGACCCACUCCGAUGAAAAUCAUGUUUUUCUUGUUGUCUGCAUGUUCAUAUGGCAUUUUUCUGAUGCUACAGGACAUAUCAUGAGAAAAAUUAGUGCGAAAUCACAUUUCUGAGUAUCUUCUUUCAAAUCGCUGUGAAUCUCUGGCAGACCUAGACGGCAGGCUCAGACACAGUGGGAUUUCCUAUGUCACAAACCCAAGCUCCGCCCCCAGAGCCCCGUUAUGCAGGCCAGAUUCUGAGAAGUAGAGAGGACGAUCACAGAACAAGCGUGUGCGGAAAAGGAUUGCAAUACUUGUAAUAAAGCUAAUUAUGAUAUUAACUUUCAUCAUGUCCACAAAGACAUUAGUGUCAGAGAGUUGAGUAGCUCCUAUGUUACCUGCUACACUGGCAAUGUUAGGCUGCAAGCUAGCGUGAAGAGGAGUGUGCAGAGCAGCGCUGUCUCCGCCCACGACUCAGAGGCAUAUUGCUAAUGAGCUACUGGAGCUACGCAGAAGAAAAGCUCUUGAAAAUGACACGGAUAAUGUGAUUUUGGCUAAAAUCUUUAUAUUCACAAUUUAAAGACCACUGAGAACACUUUAAGUAGUAAAAAAAAAAAAAAAACAACCUCAGUGGGACUUCAAAGAAGCUUGUUGGAGAAAUAAAACAAAGGCCUGGUCUUCAUAAGUCUAAAAAAAAGCUGUCAAACUGAUGGACUCAUUCAAAAGAAAUACAAUAACACAUCUCUCUUUCUCUAUAUAUUGAUAAUUAUGAACAUGUUCAUGUUGUUGGGUUCAGUUUGACCCUAGGACAGCACCAGGGUGGCUGUUUACCCCCAAUUCAAUCCUGAUGGAGACCUGAGCCCAGCUCUGACCUGUGUGAAUGCUCAAACCCACCUCCUCAGCCAUCUGCAGCAGGGCCUGGUUGUUACUCUCCCAUUUGGUCCUCCAUUGUGUCGUUUCCUUUUCAAGCUUCUUGAUCUUCUUGGUCAUCUGGAGGUUAAAUCAAACCAGUUAAGAGUCACUGGGAGACGAGUGACUUGAGUCAAUAACAGACAAUGAGCCGUGUCUUGCCCUCACCUUCUCCAUCUCUUGUCUAAAAGUGGUGAAGACCUCGUUGCUUUUGGCCAGAGUGCUCUGAAACUCCUCAAACUUGUCCAUGUACAGGGAGAGCUGGGACAGACAAGAGCAGACACUUUCAGAUCUCUCAGCCAGGAGAUGAAAGAGAAGCUGAACAAAAGCUCUCAACAAUAAUAAAAAAAAUCAUAUCAGUUUGGACUCUGUCUUAAAUGUUACAAAAAAAAGAUGGUUUAGUUUAGCAAAUGGUUGCAACUGUUUCAUUGACAAAAGUCCAACAACAACAUUGAGAGUGAAAAAUGUUUGUGUUGAUGAAAAUCAUAAGCUCAUUUAAAGAUGGACUCUAACAGGAUUUCAAACAGCUGGGCAUAUUUACUGUUGUGUUGCUUCUUCUUUUACCAAAUAUUUUGGAGACAUGUCGACCAGUUUCUGGACUUAUCAUCACAGUGAAACAUUCCAUUAUUGUCUGAUAUGUGAUUUGAGGAACCCGACAGCUCAGGGUCUUCUUUUUCAUGAUAUUGUCCUAUGAUGCUUCAUAUGUGGAGUUGUAUAUUCCGGAUGGGGAACCACAGUGUUUUUGUCUUUAUUUCCGGUGUGUGUGUGUGUGCAUCUACCUGUUGCUUGAGCUGUGUUUCCUGCUCCUUCAUCAGCUCACACUUGUGUCUGGACUCCGUAGCGUCCUUCAGUAGCUUCAGAAUCAACAUACAACACAAUGAGGGAGAAAGUUGACACAGUUAACCUCUGCUCAGCUACUAACAAUGACCUGGUUGUAAAACAUAAAUAAACAACAUAACUUGUGAGAUAACAUGAGAUAAACCUUAACUUGUCCCGUCAUGGGGACAUUUUUUUAUGGUCUGUGAAAAUAAGCACAGAGAUACUCACAAAGUCUCUCUCUCUUUGCUGCUUCUCCUCGACUUCCUUCAUCAUCUCAGUGAUUCUCUGCAGCUUGGCAUCCAUCAGCUGCUGCUGCAGCUCCUUGUGCUUAAAGACCUUGUCUAUAUGCUGCAAUAGAGACACGUGAGAAGAACUGAAUAGGGAAAGUUUGGCACCAACAGACGAGCUAAUGGCAGCAUGACUAUUUCUUUUUUUUUUAGGGCUCCAGGACCAAAGGUGUGAGGACUCUACUGGAAUACAAGGAAUUACCGCUAUUACACCGUCAGCCAAAUAAGCUGCUUUUAAACAUGCCAUAAAAAGAUGAAUUUUCAAACUCAUGGGCAUGCCUGAAAUUUACAUAUUUAAUGGUCUCACAAAAAGCUCUUGGCACUCCCUAGAAGUAGCUCUGCUGUGACCCCUGAUUGGAGGUAGAUUUUUCAUUCGUAGCGCCUCUUACGCCCGGCUGUAUAUAAAGCAGCACAUGAACAUGCGUGCAGCCCUCUUUGUACUGUUUGCAAGACAGCUUCAGUUGAUUUUUCUAAUCUUAAGUAGGGGGGGGGGGGUAUACCUCCUCUCUGCGCUCAUACUGCUCAAUGAGUUUCUUCAGCUUCUCGGCCAGCUCCAUAUUCUCCUGUCUCAGCUUGGCGUUGUGGGAGCUGUGCUGCUCCAUCUGCACCUCGAUAUCACUCAGGGUCAUCUGGAAGUGCAGCAUGGCCUCCUUCCGCUGCUCCUCAUACUCCCUGGAGCGCUGAGCAUUUUCCUCCUGUCAGGAAACAAGGGUGGAAAUAGGAGGAGCUCAGUGGGGACUAAAAGAAGCUGAGCAGAGAGAGGGAAAACUGUUCCAUUCACACCAAGGACAGAUUCAAUCUUAAUAAAUAUUGACACUGUUAUCAUUUCUCUAGUGGUUCAUUGAUUAUGUCCGCAGGGAUCUACAUAUGGAUCAAUUGUUUGCCUUGUGAUAGGGCUGAGCUGCCUGUGAUUGACCAGCAAAGUCAGCUGAUGCAAACAACACCCAUAAAUCCAGCUGUGGUUGGACUGAGGUGUACCUUCAGUGUCUUGUUGUGUCUCUGCAGCUCCCUACAGAGACUCUCCAGCUUGCUGCGUGCCAGGAUAGCCUUGCUGUGCUCCCCCUGCAGGUGGACCUUCUCCUUCACAAUCUGAGAUUGCUUCUUCUGCAGGGCUUUCAGACGCUUCUGCAUGGAGCGGCUCUCCUCCAGCUGAAAACAUUCAAAGAUUUGAUUAUGGUUCAGCUCGCUACUUUUCUUGAACACAUAAACAAUGUAUUCUUGAGGAAAAAUUACACGCUGUUAGUACAUAGUACAUGUCCUUCACAUCAAGGAGCUGUUAAAAGUUUCAAGCAUUUACCCUUUUGAGACUUCUAGUCUGGAAAAGUUCAGAGGUUCUCACCCAUAAAGUCUCCCCUGCCGCAUGGACUUAGGGGUGGUCAAGCAGCUGAUUGUGCUGUCGCACAGACGCUGCUAACGCUGUCAUGCUUAACAACCGCAUUUCAGAUCAGGACCACUGACCCCUUCCUGUGAUUCUUCUAAAGGUUUUCAUUUACUUUCAGUCAUUUCUGUUUCCUCCUAGCCCCAAAUAUACGUGUCUGUUUGCAAACCCACCACUGCUGUCUCAUUGUCAGUGACUGCAAUAAAGUUUGCUCAAAGUUUGUGUUCGCUUUCACAGUGGUGUUUUACUUUUGUACCAAUGUGACGAGUAAUUAAACAUAUCCAUUGUAUGAACAGUGCAGUGAAACAAACAUGCUGAAAAGGACUUGCAGGUUUAAGACCAUCUCAAGAACUUUACUGUGAUUUUUCUGAUCCUGUCACACACUGCUCUUCCAGGCUCAAAAUAAUGUUUCCCAAGGAGAUGUGCCGUUAAGCGGCUCUAGCUUGUCCCUCAUGGGAUUGUUCUUAGAUCAGGGACAACACAACAGAGGUAAGCUUCUUUGUACGUCUUAAUGAUGGACUGUGUAAUAGAGGAUCAGCGCAUGUUCCUACACCCACCUCUGUCAAUGCAAAUGAAGAGAGUAGUGGUGUGAUAUGGAGCGAUUCCUUCCUGGGAGUAUAAUCUCAUAGGAGAUAUUGAUGCCCUGAAUUACAUAUCUCCUAAAAUGUUCAAUAAAAGGGUCAUACUAGCGCACAGAAACAUCAUACUUAAAUGUUUCUCUGUUUAUAACCUGACAACUUUGAUCAAAAGCACAAACUGACUUCAUUUUUUAUUGAUUUACACCACACCAACAUUUUAGCUCUGACUGGGUGAGACAUCCGCCCGCUCCUCCUGCCACCACCAGCAGAAGACUUGCUGUUUGUUUCUACCCAGGCUUUACCCAGGAUACCAAGGGAGCUAGCAGGAAGUGUUACGGGUGAAAUCAGGGUGAGAAACUCGGCUGUUUCUGUUCACACACAUACAGCUCACCCAGGGGAAUGCUGGGUAAUUUUUUUGGAACUUUGUGCAUGUCUGAAAGGGUCAAAUGUACCAACAAGGUCUAAGUGCUGCGUCCUUUCCAGUUGUGGCUCACGUCUGCAUUUGAACAUCUACAUGGCUUUUUCUCUGGGCAAGAGAAUACAAAACAGCUUUUACUACUAAGAGACAGGACACAGAGGUUUAAGACUUCUUACAGGACAUUACCCCACCAAUGGAUACAAAACUGACCGUCUGUGGGAAAGUGGAUGCAGAGAGAUCUCUGACUAGAAACGCUGGCACACCAUCACCUCUACACGCCAACAUUAACAGUGCCUCCUAAGAACAUGUUUCCUGCCGCCACACUGAUCGUGAUCAGAUGACACUCCUGACACUCCUGACCGUGUGGACACGCUUCUUUUUCUCAGAGAAAACAAGUGGGUAGAAAACUAUGAUUGUCAAAUAUCUUUAUGUUGGGGUCACUAGUUAAAUAUUUGUAUGAGCCUGCUCCACUUGUUGAUAUCCAGUAGGCUCAAUCAUUCGUAAACCUCCUUACACUCAGUUAUAUGCAUUAUAAUUUUCUAAUGGGACAAUCAAGAGCAUUUUAAACACUCCCAAAGCUUGAUUCAAGAAAACACUUUUAAUACACAUCCCGUGUCAAAUUAGAUAUUCACAUAUUCAACUCACCAAGUCUGCAUAUUUCUUGCACAAAGCAGCCAGUUUUUCCUCGGGGGUGGCCAGUGAGUUCAAAGCCUGCAUUAAAAGAACGACCUCUUUCCCUGAAAGCAAAGAAGAAGAGAGUGUCUUUUUAAAAGGACUGAAACCACGAGAACUGUGGAAAUCCUCAUUAAACAUGAGACGAAAGAGGAGCAUGCUUCAUUCAGCCUAUUCAGUACACUGUAAGGUUCCUACCAAAAGCCUGGUCCUCUCCAGUCUUGGGGUCUCCUCCAGGGUCAAGCUCUGCCUCCCCAAGGUCACUAGGACUGUCUUCUCUGCCGGGUGUCUCACCUCUUUCCUCUUCAGCGCAGCACAACCCCAAAUCAAACUCUGCUACCUCCUGCGAAUGACAACACAAAUCCAGAUGACUGAAAUACAGAAAGUUCCAAAACCAGUUCCAUCCCAGUAUCUGGGCCUUUAGGGCCUUGGUUCUUGGUUCUUUUAACUGCCAAUAACAAUGCACAGUUUGGUUCCUUACCUCUGCCUGUUGGGUUCUGGCAGAAAGGUGUCUGUAGCAUUAAGUAUGACAAACUCAAAAAUACUCAACUAUCUGCCCAGAUAACACCUGUGCUGUUUCAAUGGUGGGAUUGUGUAAUCCCAGAUUUUACCUGAGAUGGACUGUCCAGGUCUGGUGGAGAAUCACUGCCUCCCACUAUUCUUCUGGUGCCCACAUCAAUCUCACAAACUCCAGCUGUCUCCAUGGGUUCUGAUCACAGGCUGGAAAAUCAGAGAAAGUGAAGCGUUAUGAGUGAAACUGUUGCAUAAACAAACAUUACAGAGAAAUACAAAAAAAUGUGUCAGGUACCAGGAAAGACAUAACAUGAAGUUCAGCAAUGUCUUCCAAAUGGAGAAUGACUCAUAGUGACACAAGGGCCAUAAAAAAAGCAGUUGACAACUCUAUAAACCUUCAAGACCUUUUUUUUCUCCAAUCAAUUGAUCGUGAUGAGCUUUUUUAUCACACCGUUUGCAAUAAAAACCCAGUUGUUGUUGUUUUCUCUCUCUCUUUUCCUGACUGUGUCAAUCUUCUGAGUGCUGCACCAGUCUGCAGCACUCAGUGUGACGACGAGCCAAAGUCUAUCAGUCUAUUAAACGUGUUGCAUUAGCCUGUCAAGAGAACAACCAGAGUGUUAUUAGAGAGCAGUGCUGCCCAGAUUCACGCACACUGUGAGAAUCCUCUCAGAGAGCUCGGAGCUCAGAAAACCCUCAGCUGAUUCUAAAGAGUGAUUUAGUAACUGGGAGCAAGCGUUACUCAGAGUGGAGGUGUGGCUGACCCCGUUACUAAGUAUGACAUGUUCUUUCAAAAGCUGUGAUUUACAGAUCGAGAAAAAAAGAGUCCAUAAAAACUUGAUUAAAAAAAGAAAAACUCUAAAAAACAAGUGUAGAAGAAUUGUACAAUUUAUCAGCAAGAUGGCAGAGUCUAUUCAGUCACUGUUUGUCGGAUUUAUAACAACAUUGGAUUUUAGCUGACACCUGAUAUGUUGGUUUCUUCAAACUCAUUUUGGGGGAAUACUGAUACCGACGUACACAUUGUAAAGAAUGGCUGAUAUAUGUGCAGAAAGUUUCACGCUUUCCAUUGCCAACAAUUACC